AUGAGCUCCAAGAAAGGAAAGCUAGAUCUUCUCGUCAAAGUACGAUAUACGAACCCUCUACCGGCUCCGCCAUGCCCGCCCAAACUACUGAAUAUCCCAACACACCCCAAUCGUUAUGUCAGACCCGAGUUUACAGCAACGCUGGCAGCCGAGACGCCGUUGCCGAUGGUCGUCGACUCGGAAUGUGGUAUGCCACUUGACUUGUUUGGCUGGGACGGACUGUGGGACGGGAGAAUGGAAUACCAAGAGUUGAACCCGACCGAGCCCAUCGAGCUGGACGAAGCGGAUGCGGAGCUGCUGUUUGAGCCUCCUUCACAUGCGCAUGUCCCCGCUGCGACGAAUGGCCAUUCAUUGCCCUCGACUCCGAGUGUGAACGUUCAGCCCAACGUGUCAUGGCUGCGCCGUGCGGAAUAUGCCUCGCGGUCCAUGACGAGGCAAGGCAAUGGUCCUGAAAUGCCGCUCGAGGAAGAAAUCACGGUCGACGCGUCGUUGCCCGCUCAAAUAGCGGUGAUCGAAAAGUCGUUUGACGCCUUGCCGCCUCUGAACAGUCUUACACACCCAACCCGAAAAGAUGCAGAUGGCAAGCCGUUGACGGUCGCUUCCUCGUUUGAACUCUUGCCGGAUGUGGACAUUUGGGCGAACCCGUAUCUACAAAUUAGGUUUAUCGAGAGACCUGGUGAACGUCCUCUUGACAUGCCUGACCCUCGUCUCGAUUGCGGAAUUCUCCGACCGCAACAAACAGAAGACGACGAACACUUUAUCUCGUUCUACCUCCCGACCGAAGACGCAGAUGCCGAAGCGUUCAAAGCACGUCGCCGGGCUCCUGUUACCGCUGUCAUGAACGAAACAACCGACUUUGAGUUCCAGCGCGACUACGAGUCGGCCAAGAUUGAAAACGAUAUUACGAACGAGUUUUUGGUCGUUAUUGAUGAGGGCGGGAUGAAUGCCGAUGGGACCCCGGUCAUCAGUGGUCACGCCGGGCAGAGCGAUGGGGUGCAUAGUGUCGAGGGCGUUCAUGAAGGACGGAAGAGUGGUGCAUAUUACAAGGCUGUGGAGAGGAAGAUUGUUCUCAAGAAAAAGCCCGUUAUUAAAGGCCAAGAAAUCGACUAUACUGACAAGUGGGAUGUCAUCAAAUUAUUCCAUAUUCCUAUCGCCGCGGAAGACCAAGAAGAGCGUAAUGAACUUCAGGCAGAGGUCACAGAUCCACAAUGGACGUUUGGACGUUUGGAUGCGCCUGGUGAAGCGGAUGAGGAAAUGGCCACUGACUAG
Molecule: messenger RNA, 1269 nt
Organism: Rhizoctonia solani
Lineage: Eukaryota; Fungi; Basidiomycota; Agaricomycetes; Cantharellales; Ceratobasidiaceae
Product: RNA polymerase II-associated protein 1
Exons: 6
Coding region: 1-1269 (422 amino acids)
Biological process (GO): transcription elongation by RNA polymerase II
Cellular component (GO): Cdc73/Paf1 complex
Molecular function (GO): RNA polymerase II complex binding; chromatin binding
Source: RefSeq, a predicted model, not a curated record